UUUUCAUCAUAAAAAAACAAAAAAAAAACCAAUCAAAAAAUAUCUUCCACGGUCGAAAUUGAUGUAGCCCUCCGUUCGCACGUUCCUUCUUCCAUCAGAUAUGUCUCCACGCCUCGUAACAGUGAUAUAAUUCCAUCAAUCGAGUAACGCACACCGCCAAAUCUCACACAUGAUUGCUAGGCCGCACACUCCGACGGCGGAAUUUUGAGAUUGCCAGAUAGGAACACAUUUGUUGUACGCACCGAUCCAGUGAUUGCUCUUCUGCAAUCAUUCACAAUGAUGCGAUCUUUACGUCCGACACGCCAUCACUUGCUGUGCCCUUGCAAAAGUAAACAAAUAAACCAUAAGCGUAGCAACGGUGAUGGCUCUCACCUAAACGCACCCAACUCCCUUCUCGGGUCAUCAUUGACAGUCGCUUUAAAACUGGAAUAUUUGCUGCCGUUUGACGAGCGAGCGUCUGUGUGUACCACUGCGUCCGUCAGUUAGUUAGUCAGUCAAUUAAGUGUAUCUCCAGACGGAGUGUGGAUGGUAGGGAAAGAGAGAGAGAGAGGGAGAGAGAAACAGAUAGACAAGUGAUCACUGUUCAAAAAUCGGCUAGAUCAGUGUUUCUCAACCUUUUAGUACGGCGGACCAUCAUUUCGGAAUAUCAUAUUUUUAUCGUGGCCCGCAUGGGAUUUUGGGGGGGGGGCAGGAGUAUGUACUAUUAUAUUAUGUAUUGAAAAUUAAAAAUCUCAAAAUACCUCUGACGGAAAGUUCGACUGAAACACUUAUUUUCGAUCGAAUAAUUUUACAACAAAAUAAAAAUAUAAUAACCUAGAGAAUUCUAAACUUUGCUCCGAAUCGAUUAUGAGUUUGAGCAAAUAAGACAUAAAAAGAGUGUGAUGAGAGUGUUUACUAAGUGUUCUCAUCUCCGCAAACGAUCGAGAUGCUGCAUGAGAUUUUUUAUCUAUUUCAUUCCACCUUCAUUUGUUCUACAGAGAGCAGCCAAGUUUGAUAAUAACAAAGCAAAAUCGGUUGACAUUCAAUGUUACAAAGAUUGGUUCAACGACCAAAAACCGAUCGUAUCUUCCGCGGACCACAGGUUGGAGACCACUGCACUAGAUCCACAGUACCAACAACAGUGUGAACGUUAACGAGUGAUGAGACAGGAACGAAAAAUUCAAACCAAAAUGAAAAGAAAAAAGCUUCGUAAUCGUCCGCGCGAACGAAUGUUCCGGUGGAGGAGGGAGUUUGUAUGUUAUUAAACAGCAAACAGAACCAACCGGCUCCCAUGUUGCGGGUGUUCAGUGUGUUCAGUUCAGCUAACGGACGCGGUCUCGGAAACGGUCCCCGGCCAUGGCACGCGCUCAAACGUUCUUCCCGUGUGUGGGUCAUUCCGGGACGGAUGAAUUGUCCGCCCAGCUGGAGCAGAUUGCGGCCACGGAGCUGCGUGAAGACGGCAAGCUAAGGGAGGACUCGCUGACCGCGAUGCGUGAGUGGAUCCGUCAAAAUGGACGUCUUCACCGUUGCCGUACGGACGAUCGGUUUCUGUUGCGGUUUUUGCGUGUGAAGAAGUUCUCCGUGCCGCGCGCUUGUGAAAUGCUGGAACGCUACCUGACGAUGCGUCAAACUUAUCCGCGAUGGUUCGCACGCCUGGAUCCAGAGGAUCCGGAUCUGGUGGCGGUGCUGGAUGCUUGUUGUAUGCUACCGAUCGGGCGUGAUCCGUCGAGUGGUAGAAUAGUGAUCUUCGGUGUCGUACGGAACUUUGACGCACAGCGAUACAACUCCGACACCAUGAUCCGGUUGAAUAUGCUCGUAGCCGAAGCAUUGCUGGACGAGGAAGCGAACCAGAUUGCGGGGUUUACACACAUCUUCGAUAAUGGUGGCAUGACGAUGUCGCAUGUCACGUGCUGGACGUUGGACAACCUGGCCGGAUACCUCCGGAGCGUCAUCAACUGUAUUCCGGUGCGACUGAAAGAGAAUCACUUCGUCAGUGUGCCGACGUUCGCCGCUCAAAUCAGCAAAUACUGUUUGUCGUUUGCCAGUGAAAAGCUCCGGUCACGCAUCCAUUGUCACAGCACGGUGGAAGAGCUACGGGCCAAGGUGUCACCUGAUCUUCUGCCGCUAGAGUACGGUGGCAAGGGCCUCUCUCUGAAGGCUUUAAACGAACGCUUCCGAGAGUUCCUCCGUGCGAAGAGAACAACCUUACUCGAACUGGACGAUAUGGAGAUCGAUCUGAAAGAUCCACGGGAAGCGUCCGUACACGAGGACGUCGGUGAGGUGGUAGCAGACGGUGCCGCCGGCAGCUUCCGAAAGCUCUCGAUCGAUUAAAUUAACCCGAAACUGGCCACGUCAGGUUCCAUUAAUUUCUGCCUCAACCCUCACACGAAGGUGUUUAAUGUGAUAAGCUAACAAAAUGUUGUCUUCCACACUGCUACAGCAUCACUGCUUACUGCAAAAAAAAAUUAUCUUAUCUCCCAAAACGGGUACGACGGUUGAUUGUUUCGAACAUUAGGCUUUGAACAAAAGGCAAACAUCCAUCUUGAGCACAGAACCGUGAAGGAGACUGUAUCGUUCCCUGCCCUAAACCGGUCAUGUUUUUGAAGCUGAAAUUCUUGUUUAGUCACGCUAUUUGCGAAUGACGUAGCAUUUAGCAAUAAACAAAUGCCAAAUGACAGAUCAAGAUGGCGCGCGUAUGCAAUCGAACAAACAAAAAAAAACUUCCCUCUAAAAUCCCAUUAAACCUGUUAAGCGCAACAUCGAUCAUAUGCUGUAUCACCUCGAACCCGACAUUGAAAGUUAGAAACUAGUUCGGGGCGAUUGUUUUUUUGGGUAGUUGUGAGGAUGAAAAGUUGGUGCGUGAACGCUGGUGUUAGUGCACAUAAUGGUUGUUGUAAUUACAAUGUAAAGCAGGUUUAGAAUAUAUUUUCCCAGUAUUAUGUUUAAGCUUAGGGUUGCACGGGUUUGGCAAAAUAAAUACUGCGCACAAAUUUAUUAAA
Anopheles funestus (African malaria mosquito) is the source of this 2978-nucleotide messenger RNA. RefSeq names its product retinaldehyde-binding protein 1-like. The transcript has 2 exons. Gene Ontology annotation, molecular function: phosphatidylinositol bisphosphate binding. Lineage: Eukaryota; Metazoa; Arthropoda; Insecta; Diptera; Culicidae. The record is from RefSeq and is a predicted model, not a curated record. Bases 1336 to 2310 code for a protein of 324 amino acids. Gene Ontology annotation, cellular component: membrane.